AACUGUGCUAAAGAAUAAUGACUUGAGAUCGAGACAAGAAUUAACUACUCACCUCACCAAUCAGUGGCCUUCCCCAGGAGCUCUGGAUGUCAAUGCUGUUGCCUUGGACACUCUACUCUAUAGAAAGCACAAUCAACAAUGGGAUGAGAAGAGUUUUCAAAGUCUGGACCAACUUUCAGCAGAUGGUAGUCUUUCUCAAUCCUCUCUGGAUCCAGGUCACUCACAGGAUGGGAAGCAGGAUGGAAUGAACUUGUUAAAUGAAGGGAAGGAAGACACUCCAUCAUUGCUUGGUCUUUGUGGCUCUUUGACAUCAGUAGCAAGCUACAAAUCUCUCACAAGUCUGAAAUCAAGUGAAUAUCUUGCAAGUCCCACAACAGAGAUGACAAGUCCGGGCUUAACACCAUCUUGAGAUACACACAAUAAGGAAGAGCUUUGUGGUUUAUGCAUUUAUGUUCCAUAAAAUGACUUGCAAUGAAGACUGCUAGUUCUGAGUUAAAAAAAAAUAAGCUGCUUUAUUUUUUCUUUUCAUGGUUACCCAUGUAAUUCACAAACUCUGUCAGUUUUCAUUCACCUUUUUUUUCCCCUGGAGGACUCUUCAGAUUUUCUGUUUUAGUCUGGAAUUACUUAAAGCUCUUGGUCAGGUACAGAAUGUAUAAUCCAAUGCUUAUGAUUGAUUUUUAAAAUGAAACUGUUGGAAGUCAGUUCCCUAUUUAAUUGCC
This is a messenger RNA of Acanthisitta chloris (rifleman), 719 nucleotides long. RefSeq names its product RUN domain-containing protein 3B-like. The annotation marks the transcript as partial. The record is from RefSeq and is a predicted model, not a curated record. The transcript has 3 exons. NCBI's taxonomy places the organism in Eukaryota, Metazoa, Chordata, Aves, Passeriformes, Acanthisittidae.